GGGGCGAAGGGAUUCAUGACUUAAUGGCGGAGGAACUACUUCUGGAGCGCAAUGGAAAACCCAGCGCGCAUCUCACGAGGCCUCUGCUGGCCGUGGCGUUCCUGGCCUCGUUCGGCAGCUCCAUGCUCUACGGCUACAACCUGGCGGUCGUCAACUCUCCCGCGCAGGAAGGGGACGCUGGUGAGAGCCACCGGCUGGUGUUCAUAGGAGGAGCUCUCAUGGGCUUCAGCAGGCGGUGCCGGAUGCCCACGAUGGUCAUCGUUGGACGCUUCAUCACGGGUCUACACUCCGGUAUCUCUCUCAGCGUGGUGCCCAUGUACCUCGGUGAGAUCGCCCCUAAGAACCUGCGGGGCUUCCUGGGCCUCGUUCCCAGCAUUCACAUUUGUCUUGGAGUCUUCAUCGCUCAGGUCCUGGGACUCUCCGAGCUGCUGGGAAAGAUCUGGUUCUAUACGAAUGACAUUUUUAAGAAAGCAGGAAUCCCAGAACCUCUGAUUCAGUACACGACUGUGGGAACUGGAGCCAUAGAGGUCAUCUCUGGGAUGCUGGGGUGUUUCACUAUCGAGCGUGUGGGCAGAAGACCUCUGAUGAUCGGCGGCUUCCUCUUCAUGGCUCUGUGCUGCACUGGCAUCACGGUGUCUGCCCUCUUCCAGGCGCAGCUGUCCUUCAUGCGCUACGUCAGUGUCGGCUGCGUGGUGGGGAUUAUUGCCGGUUUCUGCAUCGGUCCAGCCGGUGUGCCCUUCCUGAUCACCGCAGAGCUGUUCAAGAAGUCCCACCGACCGGCUGCCUACACUGUGGCCGGGUGCCUCAACUGGAUGUCCAACUUCACCAUCGGCUUCGUCUUUCCCUUCUUAGAGGACGCCAUGGGUCCUUACUGCUACCUGAUCUUCAGCGUGAUCUGCUUGGGGGUGGCCGUCUACACCUUCUUCGUUAUCCCCGAGACCAAAAACAAAACCUUCAUGGAGAUCAGCCAGAUGUUCGCCGCCAAGAACAACGUCCUGGAGGAAGAGUUGACCUCCAACGGUCUUGUGAAAAUGUCCGUGAUGAACGGCUAUGGGACUCGUAGCCUCAGUGAAACAUAAAUGGACCCUGCGUGUAAAUGACGGUCUCUUCUCUCAGGGUGCCUUCGUAGCGGAGAUAAAAGGUGGAACAUUCGGUCGCCACGAAUAGAUCUGCCGCUUCGUGUGGAAACUACAAAGAUCGUCACCGACACGCACAAAAGUUCCAUUUUUUAAACCGUUAAUCCUUCGGUCCAAAGUGGAGCUCUUGUACUGUACGUGAGACCGGAGUCACACGGCCGUGCGUUUCAAAUCAACCGUCAGUGACAUUUUAAUCCAUUUCUCUGCAUCUUAAAGCGCUUUUUACGGGAGCCGAGUUGGUUUCUCGGAUGUUUAAUCUCCACGUUAGCUUCACUUUGUCGUCACGCGUCCCAUGAUCGCCUUAUUGUUCAUAGUUUGUUGAGGAAUACUGUCUCUUUGUUGCUCAGUGAAAACUGUGUUUCAUGAGUGAACUAAAGGAAAGCCAUUUGUCUGAUGUUGCACACAGUGACAAUCAGGUGAAGGAUUUUAAUUGUUACCACAUGUUAUUACAUUAAGUUGACUUACAAUCAUACACUGUAGACACAGCUAGCAAUUCAGGGUUAAGUGUCUUGCUCAAGGACACAUCGAUUAGGGCGGGGAUUGAACUUCCUAUAUUCUGAUUGAAAGAAGGACCUGUUAACCACUGACCCACAGUCACACUGUUCGAAGCUCUUCAUGAAGAGCUUGACCAAGAACUUCAUCUUACGUCCUUUCACUCUGUGAUUAUUUUAAGAGUUUGAUAUUGUGGCUUUUGCAGUCUUUUCAUAUGUCUCAUCCAAAUAUUUGCAUAUAUAAAGCUUGUUGAAAAGCUAUAAUUUAUCAAUAUAUCACAACACGGUACAAGUUUGUUCAGGCGUACAUUUUUUUAUUUAACACUCUUUUAAUUGUUUUACAAGACCUCUUUGUGUCAAAUAUGGUGCAAAUAAAUAAAUGUGCAUAUUCAAAUAUGUCUCUGUCUUCUGAGUUUUCCUAACUGCAUUGAACUGUACACUGUCUUCUGUUGAUUGAGCCUCAAAAAAUCACAACAAACACCAAAAUUAGAGCAAAGAAAGUACAAAUAGAUUAAUGUACAGUAUGAGCUAUAGCUUACCGCGUUGUAGCAUACGAU
Molecule: messenger RNA, 2184 nt
Organism: Pseudoliparis swirei
Lineage: Eukaryota; Metazoa; Chordata; Actinopteri; Perciformes; Liparidae
Gene: slc2a15b
Product: solute carrier family 2 member 15b
Exons: 9
Coding region: 24-1079 (351 amino acids)
Biological process (GO): monosaccharide transmembrane transport
Cellular component (GO): membrane
Molecular function (GO): hexose transmembrane transporter activity
Source: RefSeq, a predicted model, not a curated record